AUGACCAAGCUCCCCACUCCUCCUCCACAGCCGCCGCCGCCGCCGAUCAUAAUCAGGGAAGUCUGGGCGUCCAACCUGGAGGCCGAAUUCGACCUCAUCCGCGACGCAAUCGACGACUUCCCUUUCAUCUCCAUGGACACCGAGUUCCCCGGCGUCGUCUUCCGCCCUCCCCCACCCUCCAUCGACCAGCAGCGGAGGAAUCCCUCCGACCACUAUGAGCUCCUGAAAUCCAACGUCGACGCGCUCAAUCUCAUCCAGGUCGGCCUCACCCUCUCCGAUUCCGAAGGUAACUUGCCGGAUCUGGGGACCGGAGGCAGGCAGAGGUUCAUCUGGGAGUUCAACUUCAGGGACUUCGACGUGGAGCGUGACUCCCACGCGCCGGACUCCAUCGAGCUGCUGCGGCGGCAGGGGAUCGAUUUCGCGAGGAAUAAGGUGGAAGGGGUUGACUCGGGCCGGUUCGCGGAGCUGAUGAUGUCGUCGGGGCUCGUCUGCAACGAGUCGGUGAGCUGGGUGACGUUCCACAGCGCGUACGAUUUCGGGUACCUGGUCAAGAUCCUGACCCGGAGGUCGCUGCCCGGCGGGUUGGAGCAGUUCUUGGGCCUGUUGCGGGUGUUUUUUGGGAGAAGGGUUUACGAUGUGAAGCAUAUGAUGCGGUUCUGUGAUAGCUUGUAUGGUGGGCUGGACCGGGUGGCCCGGACGCUGGAGGUGGAUCGGGCCGUGGGGAAGUGUCACCAGGCCGGAUCGGAUAGCUUGCUGACGUGGCACGCGUUCCAGAAGAUGAGGGAUGUGUUCUUCCUCAAGGAUGGGCCCGAAAAGCAUGCGGGCGUCUUGUAUGGGCUGGAGGCCUUUUGA
Linum tenue is the source of this 852-nucleotide messenger RNA. NCBI's taxonomy places the organism in Eukaryota, Viridiplantae, Streptophyta, Magnoliopsida, Malpighiales, Linaceae. The record is from the annotation of a GenBank genome assembly.